CGCGAUCGCAAAUUCGACACGAUAUUGGCGACGCUAUCCUCGACGAUGUGCGCAGAUUACUAUUCACGGAAGUAUCGAGCGGAAUUCUCUCUUUAAUUCCGUUCAACUUGUAUCCGAUGUGCGUGCGACAAGAGAGUGAACGCACGCAAAUAGUACGCAUUCAUGGCCGCUCGUGGCGCUGCUUCGGAAAUUCCUUUCAUUCCUACCAACGGAGUCAAGUUCACGAUUCUUUCGAAACGAAAUUUCACGAUUCGCCGAUUAAUUUAUUGAUAUUUCUUUAACGUCAGUAAAAAAACAAUGUUUUUGUUUGUAUGUAUAUAUAUUUUUUUUAAUACAUAAAUUGCAUCGUGAGUUCGUCGAGUCUCAUUAAAGACAUUAUUUGACUCCGAAAUAAUUUCGCGCAUCGCAGGUCUUUCAACUGCACUUUCUACACUUUCUCUUUAAUCGUCCUUCAAGGUUAUCAGCUCAUAGCGUGAGAACCAUUGUUUUAAGGAACUAUUAAAAAGUCAUUUAUCUGCUGUCAAAGAUACAGCCGUUUCACUUUAAAAUAAUUUUGAUUUUCUUAGUGUGCAAUUUAUACUGAAAAGUGAGAGUAUCAAAGAUGAGCGUUACAUUGCAUACGGACGUCGGUGAUAUUAAAAUAGAAUUAUUUUGCGAGAUGUGCCCGAAAACAUGUGAGAAUUUUCUUGCACUCUGCGCUAAUGGAUAUUAUGACAAUUGCUUGUUCCAUCGGAACAUAAAAGGCUUCAUUGUCCAAACUGGAGAUCCUACCAAUACAGGUAAAGGUGGAACCUCUAUAUGGAAUCGUAAAUUUGAAGACGAAUUCAAAGAGGAGCUGAAGCAUAAUACGAGAGGUCUUAUCUCUAUGGCUAACAAUGGUCCUAAUACAAAUGGGAGUCAAUUUUUCAUAACUUACGCACCGCAGUCACAUUUGGACUUAAAAUAUACUUUAUUUGGAAAAGUGAUUGAUGGUUUGGAGACUUUGGAACAAUUGGAAAAAUUACCAGUAAAUCCUAAGAAUUUCAAACCACUUGCAGAAAUCAGGAUAAACAAUAUAACCAUACAUGCUAACCCAUUAGCGGGAUAAAUUUAUGUUUUAAAUUCACAAAAAAUAAUGCUGCCAAAAAGUAUUUUUAUAUUGUAUAUAUACCUAAUAUUCUCUUAUUAUGUGGAUCGAAUGGACUUUUAAGAUACAUUCUUGCAGGAUACCUUUUUCUCAUCGCUUCAAUCU
Molecule: messenger RNA, 1231 nt
Organism: Formica exsecta
Lineage: Eukaryota; Metazoa; Arthropoda; Insecta; Hymenoptera; Formicidae
Product: peptidyl-prolyl cis-trans isomerase-like 3
Exons: 5
Coding region: 602-1087 (161 amino acids)
Biological process (GO): protein peptidyl-prolyl isomerization; protein folding
Cellular component (GO): catalytic step 2 spliceosome
Molecular function (GO): peptidyl-prolyl cis-trans isomerase activity
Source: RefSeq, a predicted model, not a curated record